CUUCUAGGGCCCCGUGUCGUUCCAGGAUGUGGCUGUGCAUUUCACGGAGGAGGAAUGGGCUCUGCUGGAUCCUGACCAGAGAGGGCUGCACAAGGAAGUCAUGGAGGAAAACUGUAAGGUCGUCGUGUCUCUCGCAGGUGGAAAGGGUUUUCAGCAUGGUUCCAGCCCCACUCCGCCUCAAAGGACCCCUACAAAUGACAAACCACACCAGUGCCAGGAAUGUGGAAAGAGCUUCACUCACAAGUGGGUUCUCACUAAUCAUCAAAGAAUUCACACAGGGGAGAAACCAUACAAAUGCUUGGAGUGUGGAAAGUGCUUCACUCGGAAAGUGAACAUCAUUCCUCAUCAGAGAAUUCACACAGGAGAGAAACCAUACCAGUGCUUGGAAUGUGGAAAGACCUUCAGGCAGAAGAGAUAUCUCACUUCACAUGAAACCAUUCACACAGGACAGAAAUUAUUCCAGUGCUUGGAGUGCGGAAAGAGCUUCAGGCACAAUGUCACUCUAACAAAACAUCAAAAAUUUCACACGGGAGAGACGCCGCAUCAGUGCUUAGAGUGCGGAAAGAGCUUCAUCAGUAUUUCUCACCUUACAUCCCACCAAACACUUCACACAGGCGAGAAACCAUAUCAGUGCCCCGAGUGCGAGAAACGCUUCACUCAGAAGAGUCACCUGACUUCUCACCAAACAAUUCACACAGGGGAGACGCCAUAUAAAUGUUCAGAGUGUGGGAAGUGCUUCCGCCUCAGCAGAUACCUCACUUCUCAUCAGAGAAUCCACACAGGGGAGAAACCGUAUCGGUGCUCAGAGUGUGGAAAGAGCUUCGGUGAAAAGAAAAUUCUAGCUUCUCAUCAAAAGAAUUCACACCGUGGGGAAACGGUGACUAGGAGCAGUGAGGAAUUCUGGGGAGAAACCACAGAGAAGAGAUUGAGGGAAGAGGACAGCUCAAAUGUGCAGCAGCAGCAGUUCAGGCAAUUCCACUACACAGAGGCCAAGGGUCCCCGAGAGGUUUGCAGCCGACUCCACCAUCUCUGCCGUCGGUGGCUGAAGCCAGAACUUCACACAAAAUCUCAGAUCCUGGACCUGGUGAUCCUGGAGCAGUUCCUGGCUGUCCUCCCCCCGGAGAUGGGGAACUGGGUAAAUGGUAUGUCGUCAGAAGGGACCAGUGAUUUCCAUGAGGCAGAGAAGACUGUCUUGGAUGCCGGAGAGCAUUCGCUGAGACGGGGGACAGCCCAGGAGGAGGACGGAGGGGCCUCCUUGUUGGGGAUCUUCUUGUGGAAUGGAAUGAUGCCGGCAAUAUCUACUCAGCCAUCUCUUCUUGGUGCUGGAGGGGAAACGGCUGUUGUGACACCUGACCAGAGAAGCCACACAGGGGAGAAGCCAUAUAAAUGCUUGGAAUGUGGGAAGAGUUUCACGAGGAAGAGAAGUCUCACUUCUCAUCAGAGUAUUCAGGCAGGGGAGAAACUCUAUAAGUGCUGGGCUUGUGGAAAGAAGUUCUGUCAUGUUUCGCACCUUACUUCCCAUCAGAUAAUCCACACAGGGGAGGAACCAUAUAAAUGUUUGGAGUGUGGGAAGAGCUUCCAUCACAGUUCUCGCCUUACUUCUCAUCAGAGAACUCACACGGGAGAGAAACCGUAUCGGUGCUCAGAGUGUGGGAAGAGCUUUACCCGGAAGAGGAACCUCACUUCUCAUGGAAGAAUUCACACAGGAGAGAAACCGUAUCAAUGCACUGAAUGUGGGAAGAGCUUCCGACACAGGCCGCACCUUAUUUCCCAUCAGAGAAUUCAUACCGGGGAGAAACCUUAUCAGUGUUUGGAGUGUGAAAAGGGCUUCUACCUCAGUUCUAGCCUAACUCGCCACCAGAGAAUUCACAGAGUCCGUGCCCAGGUGACGGCGCCGCCAAACAGCAAGCAGGGAAAGCACAGGAACGCGUUUUUCGAGGCGCUCCCGCAAAGCCACGCCUUCCGGUCGUACCAGGCCCUGCUAAACCUCCGAGUCACCAGCUUGCCUUUCUCCAGCACGGUUUGCACAAUGCACAGGCUAAGCCUGGGAGGCGGGAUGGCGGUGGAGCAAGCAGAUAGGUCCCCUGCCCUGACUCUCCAGCUGCAGGCCGUGCCGGAUGAAAGCAGGGACCCAGAGAUGAAGAUGGAGCCAGAGGAGCUUCAGGGCCUCGGAGGGGCAACAGGGGCAGGAGACAGCUCACCAGACUCUCAGUCAGCGGCCAUUGGCGUCCCCAAACGCUGGGAAGAGCUGCAGCGCAUUAAGCAGGAGCCAGAUGAGGGUCUGUCGUCGCUCCGCUGGGAAGCCCAGUGGCAGGAAUUCCUGAAGGCGGUGCAGACCCCUCACUCUGGCGAGGGCGACCCACAGCUGCCAGAAGCCGUGCCGUGGGGUGAAGACAAGAACGCCCUGUCCCCGAAACAGACUCAAGAACAGAGUCAGAAUGGGGUCCUUCCUUUUAACAGAGCAGCCCAGCAAGCUGAUGGGAGGGCGGAUGCCACUAGCGAUACCGGACAAGCGAUCAAGAUGGAGGACUCCGCCAGCACAGAGGCCCAGCGUCGGCUUUUCAGACAGCUCUGUUACCGGGAAGCCCGGAGUCCUCGCGAGGUCUACGGGCGGCUCCGGGAACUGUGUGCGCAGUGGCUGAAGCCAGAGAGGAGCACGAAGGAGCAGAUGCUGGACCUGGUGAUUCUGGAGCAGUUCCUGGCUGUGCUGCCCUCGGAAAUGGGGAGCUGGGUGAAGGAACGAGGCUCGGAGAGCUGUGUGCAGGCCGUGGCCCUGGCAGAGGAAUUUCUCCUGAGGCACCAGGAGGCGGAGAAAGCGGGAGGGCAGGUGCCAGGGGCGUUCCAAGAGGAUGCUGUGACCUUUGCUGGAAAUGUGGGGGCAUCGCCGGAAACCACCCAGAGGCAACUCGGCGGGGAGUUCAAGCGGGAAAAUGAGGGGGUCUCCAGCGUGCUGGCAGGUGACAGGGACCAGUGUGCUACUGGUGGAGAACGAUCCUGGGUCCCACAAGGAAGAGCAAUGGGUCAGGAGCUGGAGGAAAAAGAUGGGAGCCAAGGAAAGUCAGAGAAGCUCCGGAGCCGUGAAAUGGAGAUGUGGAGGGGGAAAUUCAUCCCUUGCCUGGAUGACGACGACGUCUGCAAAAUCUCAGCCCAGCAGGGCACCCUCAAAAGGAAGAAGCGCACCAGAAGCACAGUGAGCGAGAAGCUGUUCCGAGACGAAUCGAACCUCCGUGGAAUCCACACGGGGGAGAAGCCGCACGACUGCUCGGUCUGUGGGAAGAUCUUCCGCCGGCGCUCGGACCUCAACAGCCACCAGCGAACCCACACGGGGGAGAAGCCCUACGUUUGCCUGAACUGCGGGAAGAGGUUCAACCGGAGCACGAACCUCAUCUCACACAAGAGAAUCCACACGGGGGAGAAGCCCUACAAAUGCUCGGACUGCGGGAAAAACUUCUGCCACAAAUCCGGCCUGAUAAGGCACCGGAGGACCCACACGGGGGAGAAGCCGUACGCCUGCUCCGAGUGCGGGAAGAGCUUCAGCCAGAGGCAACAUCUUAUCACGCACCAGCGGAACCACACGGGCGAGAAACCGUUUACCUGCUCCGAGUGCGGGAAGAGCUUCAACCAGAGCCAGCACCUUACCACGCACCAGAGAAACCACACCGGGGAGAAGCCCUUCGAAUGCUCCCAGUGCAGCAAACGCUUUUGCGACAAGUCCACCCUUUUUAGACACCAGAGAAGCCACAUUGGGAAGAAACCCUUCCAAUGCUCCAAGUGCGAAGAGAGCUUCUACCGGAGCAAGCAUCUUAUCAGACACCAGAGAAUCCAUCUUGAACCUUCGGCAGUCUCUCCGGGAGAGAAAGGAAGAGAGGAUAUGGAUGCAGGUCGAAGGAAGAACGAGCCCAAUGUCCUGGUGCAGGCUGCGCUCAAGCAGUGGCCGCCCAUGGGCAUGAAAACGGAAGGCCAAGACCAUGGUGGUCCUACAAUGAGGGAGCAAUUCGUUGAAGGAGGGAGAGACCUUUGUGCUUUCCAGACUGGGAGGACGGGGGACAUUGUCUCCAGGGUACCAGGAGAGAAGGUGAAGCAGGAGCCGGGCGCUGGGCUGCUUCAGCACUGGGAAUCCCAGUGGCAGGAGUUCUUGAAAAUGGUGGAGUCUCACCACACGCACUGGGCGAUCCCUCCGCUACCGGAAGAGGCUGCCCCUUGGGAGGAUGCCAAGGGCUUCCUGGCCUCCUUCGAGCAAGUGGCCAAAGCCUGUCAAUGGCCCCAGGAGGAGUGGGCGGCCCGGCUCCUGCCGGCACUCAGCGGAGAAGCGGAGCAGGCCUUCAGCGGCUUGGAAGACGGGGACAGAGAGGAUUAUGGGAAAGUGAAGGCGGCCAUCUUGCGCCGGGACGCCCUGGCCCGGGAACGGUGGUGCCACCGCUUCCGGCAUUUCUGCUACCAGGAGGCCGAGGGGCCGAGGGGGGCCUACAGCCGGCUGCGAGACGUUUGCCACCGGUGGCUCAAAGUGCAGAGGCACAGCAAGGAGCAGAUCCUGGAGAUGCUGAUCCUGGAGCAGUUCCUGGCCGUCCUGCCGCCCGAGGUCCAGGGAUGGGUGAGGGAGGCUGGGCCCGAAACGUGCUCCCAGGCGGUGGCUCUGGCGGAGGGGUUCUUGCUGAGGCAGCGAGAGGCCAAGGGGCCGCAGAAACAGAGAUCGAACCUGAGACCUUCCGCAGUCCCCCACCCGCCAAAAGUGGCCGUGCAGAGGCUGUCGCACGAGGAAUCUUUGCUGUCGUUCCAGAUGCAGGCAGCCUUUGAGGAGGACGGCUACGGUUUCUCCGAACCGGCGCAGGUUCUGACCGACACGGGGCAGAGGCAGCAGGAGAGGGGAGAGAAGGAGGAGGCCGGCUCUGAUGAUGCGAGCUCACGAGAUUACAUGCAAGUGGGUGAGUGCGGCACGCAAAACCAUCUCCAGGAAAGCCUCGACAACGUGGAACCAUCCGUCACGGAAAGCGUCGCCCGGGUUUGCAAAGAGGGCAAAACCUCAGAGGGUCAGAGCGAACCAAAGAGGCCACAGGCGAGCUGGCCAAGGAAUUGGGUGGGGGAAUCUGUUCCCUGCGGGACGGGCGAGAUCUCUCUUGACCAAACCCCACUGCGGCAGCAGCCUCAAGGGUCGGACGGCGGAUUUGGCGAAAGCUUCGAUUCGGAGCUCGUGAAGUACGAAGCGGUUGAAAUCCAGGAGUCGGUCUACCCGCGCGAAGACGGGGCGCAACUCGGUUGCAAGGAGGGCCUGCGGAGACACAGCCCGCACUUCCGCGGGAAGCCGUACCAGUGCGCUUAUUGCGGAAAGGCCUUCAGCCGCCGGUCGCACCUGGUGACGCACGAGAGGACCCACACGGGAGAGAAGCCCUACGCCUGCUCCUUCUGCGGCAAAAGCUUCAUCCAGAGCUCCCACCUCAUCCUCCACGAGAGGACCCACACCGGGGAGAAGCCCUACCGGUGCUGCGCCUGCGGGAAGAGCUUCAGCAGCACCUCCAACCUCCUGGCCCACGGCAGGACCCACACGGGCGAGAAGCCCUACAAGUGCGCCGUCUGCGAGAAGGGCUUCAUCAGCAAGUCGCACCUGGUCCGCCACCGCAGGAACCACGCCGGGGACAGGCCGCCCGCAGAACAAUCCUCAACAGGGCGCCCGGAGAAAACAGGGUACCACACGCGAGCGCGCGAGCGCACCCCCAAACAUCUCCAAAAUAGCUGCAGCAUCUCACCUCUGCUGAGUCAAAACAUCCAGGGAAGGAGGGGAGCUGGAGGAAUGGAUGGCACAGAGCUGAAUCAGGGUGCUGAGGCUCUGGGAGACAGCAAGGAAGGCAUCAAGCUUCCCAAAAGAACCAAACCAUUUCUGGUGGAGCCGAAACAGGGAGCCGGUGCUCAUUCGGAGGAAAGGUUCGCCCUUCAGGACGAGCUCCUUGGAUGCAAAGGUCAAGGGUUGACAACUGAGGAGAACGGCGACGAAACAACUCUCAGUGCAGGCAGUUCUGAACAGUUAGAUAUACCUGGAAGAGGAAAAGCCAAAAACACGGUUUCCCCGGUUCCUCAGCAGGAUGUGACUUUGGAAAACGAGCAGAAGCGAGAGAGGACUCCUCCACGGAGAGGCCAAAACAAGUCAGUCCUUCGUGCAGCAGGCAACAAACUCAGCGUCAGUAAGAGGCAACUGAUGUGCAGCAAGUGUGGGAAAAGCUUCAGCAACGGCUCGAACCUUAUCGCUCACGAGAGAAUCCACACUGGCGAGAAGCCCCACAAGUGCCUGAGCUGUGGGAAGAGCUUUGGUAAGAAAUCGACCCUUGUCGCUCACGAGAGAAUCCACACCGAGGAGAAACCGUACGAGUGUUCGGUGUGCGGGAGAAGCUUCAGCCAGACCUCGAGCCUCAUCGCCCACGAGAGGAUCCACACGGAGGAGAAGCCCUACGAGUGCUCAGAGUGCGGGAGGAGCUUCAGUUUAAAAUCGAGCCUGGUCGCCCACGAGAGGAUCCACACAGGCGAGAAGCCCUACAAGUGCUCCGACUGCGGGAAAAGCUUCAGCCAGAAGUCCGCCCUUAUCCCACACGUGAGGACCCACAAGGGAGAGAAGCCCUACACCUGCUCCGUCUGCGGGAAAAGCUUCAGCCAGAGCUCAAACCUUAUCGCACACGAGAGAAUCCACACGGGAGAGAAACCUUACCGGUGCGCGGACUGCGGCAGAAGUUUCAACUGCAGCUCGAGCCUGAUCCGGCACCAGAGGAUCCACACGGAGGACAAGCCGUACGACUGCUCAGACUGUGGGAAGAGCUUCGGCUGCAGCUCGAGCCUCAGCCGACACCAAAGGACUCACACGGGAGAGAAGCCCUACGAAUGCUCGGAUUGCGGCAAAACGUUCAGCGUGAGCUCCCAGCUCAGUGUGCACCAGAGGACGCACAGAGAGAAGCCCUACGAGUGCUCGGCUUGCGGGAAAAGCUUCAGCGUGCGAUCGAGCCUGAACGCCCACGAGAAAAUCCACAGGGGAAGAAGCCUUACAAGUGCGCCGACUGCCCCAAGAGCGUCUACUUGAAAUCCAGCCUCAACGCGCACAAGAAACUUCAGGGGGGAGAAGCCGUACGACUGCGCCGAGUGCGG
Molecule: messenger RNA, 7122 nt
Organism: Lacerta agilis (Sand lizard)
Lineage: Eukaryota; Metazoa; Chordata; Lepidosauria; Squamata; Lacertidae
Biological process (GO): regulation of transcription by RNA polymerase II
Molecular function (GO): DNA-binding transcription factor activity, RNA polymerase II-specific; RNA polymerase II cis-regulatory region sequence-specific DNA binding
Source: RefSeq, a predicted model, not a curated record